Molecule: messenger RNA, 1533 nt
Organism: Mollisia scopiformis
Lineage: Eukaryota; Fungi; Ascomycota; Leotiomycetes; Helotiales; Mollisiaceae
Product: WSC-domain protein
Exons: 8
Coding region: 143-1216 (357 amino acids)
Source: RefSeq, a predicted model, not a curated record
AGUAUUGCAGAACUUCAGCUUCUCAAAACGCCAACUCUUUCGUUUCGAGGAAGCAUUGCAGACCGAGGAUUCUUCGUUUCAAGAUAUAUUCUGCCCUCGAGCUUGUCCUCGUCCAUUGAACUGAAUUACAACACUUCACGCAAUGGCUUCGAAAUACCUUCAGCAGUCUGUCCGAGCAAUCCUCGUGCUCUCCCUUCUUUCCCUCUGCAGUGCUGGCAAGAGCCUCACUCCAGCAUCAGCUCUUCCUGGCACGUGGUCUUAUCAAGGAUGCUGGGUUGAUAUCCCUGGACGCACCUUGAGCGGUGCUAGCUUCUCUAACUCUUCUAUGACCGAUGAAUUAUGUGUCAACUACUGUAAUGACAAUCAAUACAUUUACGCUGGCACUGAAUAUACUUCUCAAUGCUUCUGUGGUCCCACUAUUGCUUCCUCUGCUACUCAAGUCAAUUCAACAACCGACUGCAAUAUGCCCUGUGCGGGUUCUUCAUCUGAGCCAUGUGGUGGCAUUAAUCGACUGUCCUUGUUCUGGAGCGGAGAUUCUCCGCCUUCUACCAAUCCAGGACCUGGUCCAUGGUCAUUGGUAGGAUGUUACACUGAGGGAGUAACAGGACGCACUCUUCCUAACCAAGUGACCACUCCUGGCGGUCCCGCAUCUUUGACAGUAGCUCUCUGUACCACUGCAUGCCAAGCUGCCGGUUAUGUUCUCGCAGGUGUCGAGUAUUCUCAGCAAUGCUGGUGUGGAGAUACUUUCUCAAAUGGUGGAGUACCAGCUCCAGAAGGUUUAAGUGGAUGUGAUAUGCUCUGUAGCGGCAAUCUCUCCGAAUACUGCGGGGGCCCAAAUAGACUCGGCGUCUAUGAUCUGAACAAUGCCAUCGCUACAAUUACCACGACCACCGUCUCGCCAACAGCUACUGCCGCAGCCAUCAAGCCCACCAUCUCCCCCUACACUUACUACGGGUGCCAGACCGAGGCAACUGGUGUUAGAGCACUAAGCGCCAAUACAACUGCCAGUGAUUCGAUGACCUUGGAGAUGUGUGAAGAGUUCUGCUAUCCGUAUAGCUACUUUGGCGUGGAAUACGGACGCGAGUGUUAUUGUGGCAACAGGUUCAAUGCUGGCUCUAACGCUACAAUCGACAGCGAGUGUUCUUUCCGCUGCCCUGGAAAUACAUUGGAGUUCUGCGGCGCUGGCAAUCUUCUCUCUUGCUACCAGCUUCAAUGAAGAGAAUAGCACUACAGAUCUGGAAGUCUGGUGCGUCCCGGACUAUUGCUGACUGUCAUGGCUAUUCAGAGAAUUCAUUUCACGGGUGUAUGUUUCGGUGGUUACUGCUUGCUUCUAAUAUUCUAUUGUAAUCAGUUAUGGCUAGAUGCUUAGCUUCAAUCAAAUGCUUUUAGAUCCGGAUCAACCUCUUUGCCUCCUUGCCGAACUUCCACUCCCUCAAUAUCACUCGCUUCUCUCAAUCCCAUCUUCUCCGCCUCAGCUGGCGUAAAUGUUCCGAAGUAGUCGACCUCGUCCAUCUCAUCCAAGCCUCUUGGGGG